GGGUUGACGUUAACCCAAGACCCCGCCACUAGCGAUGACAGUGGCAGGGCUUCUGAACGUCUGACUGGAUCAUCCGUAGCCCCACGAGAUGCCGAUAGCUCGAGGGAUCGACUAAGCGAUGCCAGCAGUAGAUGUAGUUCAGGAAAAGGAUAUAUCUGUGAUAGCGAGGGUGAAGACGAUAAGGGCUCUGACGCCAGCUCGGUGAUAUUUGCGUCGACGCCGGCGUCGCGUAAGCACGAAUUUCCAGGUGCCCUGCCGCCUAGUCUGCCCAGUCUGAACCAUGGUACGAGCAGUUCGCCGGUACCAGCGCCUACGCCGCCGAAUUUACCAGUGCCGUCUCCCGCCCCCGCCCAACAACCGCCGCAACAUCCACCUCAGGCGAUCGCCUCGGCCUCCGUCUCUUCGGCGGCCAGCGUGGUCGCCCCUUCGCCGGCUACCGCGGCCGUCGUCAAACCCGCGCAAGAUCCACUGCCGCCUCCGCCGAUAUCUUCGAUAGCGAGCGUCGUACCGCAACCUCCACCCGUUACAAUGCCGAGCGUCCCGACGGCCGUAUCGAUGCCGCAACCUGCCGCCGCUCCAGUGGCGCACCACCCCUCGAUUCCAGCCGCCCUCGAUUCGACGAACAACAUCCCCGGCGGUCAUGCGAUGCGUACUGAGAGCCCAGCCGUUGCAACGUCUGCCAACGUGGCUGUGGCACCUUCGCCAAAUCAGUACCACCAUCCAGCAUCUUACCAGCACCAGCAAACCCCCUUAUACACUCCAUACGCGACAACGGCCGCCACUGCACCACCACCUCAUGCCGCUUCUCCUUACAUGUCGACACCUACGCCGCUGACGGCACCUGCUGCAGCUGCGGUGUCUGUCAACGCGGCGCCGCCUCCACAGAUGGCGCCACAGGUAGUGGGCAAGGCGACGGUACCGCCCCAUCACGAAAGGGAAAAGACGUUAAUGCAGCCUUCGCAGAGGGGGCCGAGCCCCAUGAGAGAAAAUAGGGAAAGGGAGAGCUACAGUAAUGUCAGCAGUUUGAGCAGAACCAGCGUAACGACAACGCUCAGUAGUUGUCCCCCGCCCUCCACCACAGUGUCUUCUAGUCUAGCAACAAGUAAUCUGAGCAAGCCUUGGACGAGUAGCGCCCAAUCGGUUCCAGUAUCGAUGUCGGCGUCGCAACCUGUGGCUCCCGCUCCGCCUACUCAAUUGAGUCCCGCCCCGCCGAGACCGACUCCGCCUAUGCACUCGUCAUUCCCGAACGCUCCCAUGUUCGCGGCACCUCUACCUCCGCCCGUUUCGAGAGCUAGUCCCAUGGCCGUGCCCACUGCCAUACCGCAGGCCAAUCCAAAUCCGUUUUCGGCCGAGAGUUUGUUCCAGAGCAACAAAUAUCCCACGAAUCAAGCUGAUAUGUUGCGAAGGGAACUGGAUAGCAGAUUUUUGGCUUCACAAGAUAGAUCAUUGGGAGUGGCACCUCCGCCGUAUUUAAGGACGGAAAUGCAUCAACAUCAACAUCACCAUACACACGUACAUCAGCACACGACGUCCUUAUUGCCUCCACCUGCAGCGUCGAGUCUCUAUCCCUCUCAAUUGUCUUUAACACCAGUGGAACCUUUAGCCAGGCGACGAGAAAGUAGUUUUAAGGAUAUUCCAAAAUUGGGAAGCGUCGAUUCCCCGUUCUACCGACAAAACAUCGGACUACCUGGAACUUAUCCUGGAUACACUCCGGGUUUAAUGCAUCCAGGCCUCGCUUCUGGACCUACGCCGUUUGUGCCACCUAAUCAUCUACCCACGUUCCAACCUAAGUCGAUGACCCCUCAAGAUCCAAACAAGCCCAAAAUAGUGAAAACCGGUAAAUGGAAUGCCAUGCACGUACGAGUCGCCUGGGAAAUCUACCAUCAUCAACAGAAGAGCGGCGAAGCUAAAGGUAGCUUAGCCAGCGCUACGGCGGCAGCGAAAACAUCCGCGGAUUUAUUGAGGCCGCCUACGCACCUUUUCUCGCCCAGCGUUCACGCUAGACCGCCCCACGAGCUGUCGCCGUUCCAGAUGUCUUUGGCCAAUCACAGGCCGCCUGGCUUUGAUCAGCCACAUCAUCCCGGCUCCUUGUUUACAUCGCCGGCAGGGCAUUUAGGAAAAUCACCUUUCACCGCGGCUUCCACAAUGUCGCCUUUCACGCGAUACGGCGGUGGCCCUUUAGGACCUUCGGGGGCGUCGCCGUUUUCAAUGUCGCCGUUCGCUAGGGAAAACCAUCUGGCGUCGUUGGGUCAAUUGCACCACGAUCCGUGGAGAUCUUUGCAGAGGUCGAUGUCUUCAUUCCCGCCUUCGGUGAAUCCUCUACCGCCGACGUUGCCCGGUUUAGGACCGCCCGGUCCGCCGGCCCCUUGGACCAUCAAACCGGAUCCUAUCUUGGAGCAGAGAGAACGCGAAGCUAGGGAAAGAGAGGAGAGGGAGAGGGAAAGACUCAGAAGGGAGAGAGAAGAAAGAGAAAGGAGAGAACGGGAGGAGAAACAGAGGAGGAUUGAACAACAGCAACAGGAACAACGCGAACGGGAACGAAAAGAACGAGAAAAACGCGAGAUGGAAAGGAGAGAAUUGGAAAGACAGAGAGAAAGGGAACGCGAAAGGCUUCUUCAAGAACAAAGACUUGCGGAAUCGGCCAAGAUGCAACCGCCCCUAAUGAGGGACAGAUCGCCGCUCAGAAACGGAGAUAUGUCGGAAAUUAGAAUAAAAGAAGAACCUAGGAUAAAAGAAGAAGACAUGAUGGCCAGAACGGAUCCGAGCUUUUACAGGUACAAUCCGUUCCUGCGACAUCCCGGCUCGUUGCCGCCUCCCGGACCACCUCAGUCUGUUUUGGAUCGAUCGAGGAUGAUGCCCCACGGUUUACCGCCGCACCCGUACCAUACGCCCACCACCCAUUGGGGCGCCUCACCUCAUACGGAUCCGUUUUAUCGGUACAGUUACAACCCCAUCGUCGAUGCUAUGCGAGCACAGGAAGAGAGGGAAAGGGCGAGUUUCUUUGGAGCUUACGGAGCGCCACAUCAUCCUAGCCAGUUAAGACCCAAGGAUCCGGCGCUGAUGCACUUAAGACCUGGACCUGGGCCUCCGCAACAAAAUCCUCACAAAAUGAGCGUAACUCCACCGACGGACUUGCACAAAAAAGAGGAACCACGAUAG
Messenger RNA from Psylliodes chrysocephalus, 3159 nucleotides. The record is from the annotation of a GenBank genome assembly. Lineage: Eukaryota; Metazoa; Arthropoda; Insecta; Coleoptera; Chrysomelidae.